Molecule: messenger RNA, 1189 nt
Organism: Pectinophora gossypiella (pink bollworm)
Lineage: Eukaryota; Metazoa; Arthropoda; Insecta; Lepidoptera; Gelechiidae
Exons: 2
Coding region: 488-1189 (233 amino acids)
Biological process (GO): DNA recombination; DNA integration
Molecular function (GO): DNA binding
Source: RefSeq, a predicted model, not a curated record
CAUAUACCGCCCCAGCGACUUUAAACUGGAGGGGCUCGUCUCACCGGCCACUGAACACCAUGACGGCAGGCGCGUAUCGCGAGCGCCGUCCUGCAGCGCCAACGUCCUCAGCAGCCCCGCGUCGGGCGCAGACGAGCCAGCGCCCUCAACAAGCCAAGCGGUCUUAGAGGACGACCAGAGAACGGCACCCACAAUACAAAACGCUGUCUUUGAUGGCAGGAGUUUUGUGCGGGCAGCGUUACUGAGAAGAGGAGCACCUACCGAGGCCUUAGAAAUAUUGUUAGAUUCUCUAUCAGCAAAUACUUAUAAACAGUACCAAUCAGCCUUAAAAGAGUGGAAUCUAUUUUGUAUAAAAAACAGUUAUGAUUGUUACAAUACAUCAAUUAAGAUAAUUUUAAGAUUUCUUGCAAUUAUUUGUAAUAGAGGUGCAAAAUAUGGAACCUUAAAUUGCUAUAGGUCAGCUUUGGUUUUGAUUUUAGGGAAACAGAUGGACGAUGAAUUAAUAUCUCGUUUUCUAAAAGGGGUAUAUAGACGUACACCUGCUCUGCCUAGAUAUGAUUAUACCUGGAACCCAUCUAUUGUUCUGGACAAACUAAGUAGUUUAUAUCCAAAUGAAGAAAUAACUUUUGAAUUAAUUUCGAAAAAGUUGAUUACAUUGCUAGCAUUAGUAACUGCUCACCGCGUUCAGACACUGUCUCUUAUUAAAUUACCCAAUAUCGAAAUAAAUAAUACAAGAAUCUUAAUUAAGAUACCAGACAUGAUCAAAACCUCAGGAGUAAAUCGAUCUCAACCUCUAUUAAUACUUCCAUUUUUUGAUGAAAAGCCUGAAAUUUGUCCAGCAAAAACACUUGUAUCAUAUUUAAAUAGAACUGAAUCAUUGAGGCCGAUUAAUGUAAAUCAUUUAUUUAUUAGUUUUAAAAGACCGUAUUCUAGAGUGUCUUCUCAGACUUUGAGCAAAUGGAUAAAGUGUACGCUGGAAUUCAGCGGAGUGGACACUACAAUAUUCAGUGGCCAUAGUACGCGGCACGCCGCCACGUCGGCAGCGAGCCGUCGUGGAGUCAGCUUGCAACUGAUCCGUAAGACCGCAGGCUGGUCUGCCACUUCUCGCGUUUUUGCUGAUUUUUAUAACAGGCCUGUUGUUGAGGACUCUCUAGAAGACGGUUUUGCUAGAGCUAUUAUUGAGAGCUAA